GGUACUAAUGGCACGGAAGACUAAUUAUAUAUGAUAGCUUACGACGAAUAACAAUAAUAGGCCCUAUAUAAUAUAAAUGUAGCCUAUAUAAAGACCACAAAAUGUAUAUAAAGAUCACGCCGUAAUACAAAAUUAAACGUAUCAAUACUAUAUGUAUAUGAUUAUUCAGAUUAAUUUAUAGUGAGCUGACUCAUUAUCUUCACACAAUCAAUCGACAUUUGUUACCCGGUAGUAAGUUAAAAGUAAUCCUAUAUCAAUGCUCACACAAGUCGUAAUAUUGAGCAUAGGACAGAUUGAGAUACAUAAAUUCAGAAUGUCCCAGAACCGUACAAUUAAGUUAACGAACAAACCGUCUAUUCUUUUGAAUGACAAAGACAAUGAGACCUUAUUCAAUUCAUUAGGGAAAAGUUGUGUGACUUUAGCUACAGCUGUUAUACAACUUUAUUUAUCAGAAGAACCAGAAAAUAAAAAAUGGAACAAACGAUGUUGUGGUGUUGCUACUUUUAUAAAAGACAAUCCUCAAAAAUCUUACUUUAUUAGGGUUUAUGAUUUAAAAACACAAUCAAUGAUAUGGGAACAAGAAUUGUACACCCAGUUCCGAUAUAAAUCACCACGAGAUUAUUUUCAUACUUUUGAAUGUGAAACUGUUCAAGCUGGCCUUAAUUUUGCUAGUGAAGACGAGGCUAAUUUAUUUAAAAGUGCCAUAGAACAAAAGCUGCUAGAGAGAAGUAACCGACGGACUGCAAGAAAAAAGAACACAGUGAAGAGUCCAAAUCCACCAAACUUUCCGAAUAUUUCGCCUCUAGCAGUGUCGGAACCACUAACAAAUCCAAAUGUUGGUAAGGGCAAAGAAAGGAAAACCAGUACAGGAAGUGUUCAAAGUCUCAAGAAAAAGAAAUUUAGCAAAGAAGAUAUUGGAAGUCCAUCAAACUUCACGCGUGUUGCUCAUAUUGGUUUUGAUCCAAUACAAGGAUUUCAGAUGAAGAAUAUGCAACCAGAAAUGAGAAGAUUAUUCGAAUCUGUUGGAAUAACGCCUGAUGAUACAGCUGUAGACAAUGACACAGUAGAGUUUAUUUAUGACUUUGUAGAUCGACAUGGCGGCAUAAAUGCCGUCAAUCAAGAAAUAUCACUUGGACCUACUGCUAUUGCCCCAGGAAAAAAGACUAGAGCUUUGCCCUCUAUUCCCGGGGAUGAAGCUUUGAAACCACAUGAUCCACCUAAUCGAGUACCACCGAAAGUACCUAAUCAUAAACGACCAGCUCCAAAACCACCAAUAGAUCAAGUUCGAGGCCCGGGUUCAAUACCAAAUGGGCCUCCGCCUCCACCGCCCCCACCCCCGAUAGGAGGAGGGCUACCACCACCACCACCACCUAUAAUAGGAGGUGGUUCUCAUGCUCCGAUACCACCAUCAUUACAGAGCAAGCCACCUGUGUCACCACAAGAAUCAAACAAUGGCCCUAGAGCUAACCUAAUGGAAUCUAUUCGAAUGGGUAUGCAAUUGAAUUCGGUUGAAACUGAUUGUGUAGAACCUGUUGAUGGCGACCGGGGGAGUUUACUAAAGGCUAUUCAAUCUGGUGCUAAUCUCAAGAAGGUUGAACAUGUACCCACUGCUAAACGUCCGACUGUAGAAGAUGGGGGUGGAAUAGUGGGAGCUUUAGCUAGAGCUCUAGCUGAAAGACAAAGAGCUGUUCAUGGUUCAGAUGACGAAGAUGAUGAUAUUGAUGGUAUCGAUGACGACGAUGAUUGGGAUGAUUAAUAAGUUGACAUUACAUAAUAUUUAAAUGUUGUCAAUUAAAAACAAACGUUAUGAAUUAAAUGGUCGCAGUUUCGAGACAGUCUACA
Patella vulgata (common limpet) is the source of this 1842-nucleotide messenger RNA. Its product is annotated as actin nucleation-promoting factor WASL. The record is from RefSeq and is a predicted model, not a curated record. NCBI's taxonomy places the organism in Eukaryota, Metazoa, Mollusca, Gastropoda, Patellidae. The coding region runs from base 257 to 1756 and encodes 499 amino acids. The transcript has 11 exons. Gene Ontology annotation, molecular function: actin binding. Gene Ontology annotation, biological process: actin filament organization.